AUGGGUGUGCAAGAAUGGACAGUUGAAGAGGCGUAUUAUGCCUCCAAAUGUAGUCUGGGUGAAGGCCCGUAUUACAGCCCAGAGCGACAUGAGCUUCGAUACAUGGAUAUCAACAACAAGAAACUCUUCAUCAUUGACCUGGCCAAAGGUCCUGAUUCAGUCCAAAUAAUCGACACUAAGAUGCCCGUUGGGGUCACGGCUAACAUUGACGGUGUCGACUCUUCCGAAGUCAUCCUGACGGGAGCAAAGGACGGAGUGACCAAGUUUAACUUGAAAACUGGAGAACAUGAAUACGUCGCCAAAUACUGGAGUGGGCCCGGUGCUGAGGAUAAGACUAGAAGAAUGAGAUCGAAUGAUGGCGCAGUCGACACCCAAGGGCGGUUCUGGGUUGAAGCGUUCGUCGAUCCUGAGAUAACUGAGCCCACAGAGGAAGGCGUCCUGUUCCGACUCGACCAUGACGGGACUCUGCGCACCAUGUACGAGAAUAUGACCAUCCCGAAUGGCAUCACCUGGAAUGCAAACGAUAGCAAGAUGUAUCUCACCGAUUCCCCCCCUCAAAACGUGUACGAAUUCGACUAUGACCCCAAGACAGGGGAUAUAUCCAACAAGAGAGUCUUCUUCCAUCUGGACGACGAAGGAAUCCACCCUGAUGGUCACGCCAUGGAUGUCGAGGGCAAUAUUUGGCACGCCUGUUACGGUGGCUCCAAGGUGAUUCGCAUAUCUCCUCAAGGAGUUGUGACGGGAAUAAUCCACCUACCGACACGCAACAUCACCUGCCCGACUUUUGCCGGGACCGAGUUGUUUAUCACGAGUGCAAAGGAGCCAGAGCCUGAAAAAUAUCCUGGAUCAGCCAAAUUUGCUGGAAAUUUGUUCAGAGUGGAUGUCGGUGUCAAAGGUAUGCCGAAAUACCGCGCUCGCUUGCAAUAG
This is a messenger RNA of Capronia epimyces CBS 606.96, 927 nucleotides long. RefSeq lists its product as uncharacterized. Gene Ontology annotation, molecular function: calcium ion binding; gluconolactonase activity. Lineage: Eukaryota; Fungi; Ascomycota; Eurotiomycetes; Chaetothyriales; Herpotrichiellaceae. Bases 1 to 927 code for a protein of 308 amino acids. The transcript is spliced from 4 exons. The record is from RefSeq and is a predicted model, not a curated record. Gene Ontology annotation, biological process: L-ascorbic acid biosynthetic process.